Colletotrichum orchidophilum is the source of this 2124-nucleotide messenger RNA. RefSeq lists its product as uncharacterized. Gene Ontology annotation, molecular function: chromatin DNA binding. The coding region runs from base 1 to 2124 and encodes 707 amino acids. The record is from RefSeq and is a predicted model, not a curated record. NCBI's taxonomy places the organism in Eukaryota, Fungi, Ascomycota, Sordariomycetes, Glomerellales, Glomerellaceae. Gene Ontology annotation, cellular component: nucleus. The transcript is spliced from 3 exons.
AUGACGCUUCACUCGCGGCGCCAGCGCAGUACCCCUUUUCUCCAGAGGAACAUCUUGCAAGGCAUGGGAAACACCCAGUCUUCGGCUUCCAAGGCCGCUGCUUCCGGAGAUGUUCCCAGCGGCCAUCAUGAGGUCCGCCCCAACAAGCGCCGCCGCAUCGACGCCGAUCAUCAACUCGCCGACCAAAUAUUCCAAGCUCGAGAUGUUGGUGACCUGCAGCGCAAUCUACGCGUCCAGGUCAACAGGAUAUUCCACAGGACUUCCAAAAGGAUCUCGGUCGCUCCUUGCGACGAUGUCGUGAAUCUCAAAGCUCGGUGCAAGGUUUCGCUGUCGCAUGUCACCAAAGCUGGUGAAGUCCUGUUGUACUGCAACAGCCAGCUGUGCGAUAUCAGGUCCUUCAAGGACCCUGGCGGCCCAUAUCGGAUGGCGCGCAUCUGCCUGCAACGCCCAUUCUACAUCCCCGAGGAUAGCAUGCGCAUCAACCGCGACGACAACGGCUCCUUCGACCUGGCUGAUUCCUAUCGUCUCUGCGUUGAGCUCGAAGCCGCCGGCCCAACCUUCUGGCCACCAAUCAUCAUCAACCCUUCUGGCGAAGAUACAAGCCCCACCGAAGCCAUACACUGGGUGCUCGCUGCCGCCUCGUCAGAUUUGUUCACACGGAGGAAGGCGCUCCUUAACCUCAAAGUCAAGAAGACGCCGCAAUCCAUUGGGCCGACAGAGCAUGUCCUUGAUAUUGACGCGCAGUGGACCACUGCUUUCGAGGCAGGCCAAAUCCGUGCUGUGGAAGCGGGUACAGAACCCUCAAUUACCGUAUCAGGUAUGCUGGCCGCCCAGGAUUCUCUUCUCAACGAUUAUGGUCAGGAGCCAUUAUACGAAAGCCCGCCCGGAACGCCAGUCAAGGCUCCCAGAAACGGCGCGGUAAAUGGGGAUGUUCACGUGGACGAGGAGCUCGAAGAAGAACUCACACCCAACCGGUCGCUGAGAGUGCGCGGCGCCACGAAAAAUUACAACCUGAAAGUCCUCAGUGACAAGGCCCAGGGAAGGGACAAGAAACGGAAGAAACGCGGCGCUGCGAAUGCCGUUGAAGAGGGAACGGUUACCUAUCACCUGCCCAGCGAGAAAGUCAGUCUGGAUUCAUUCCGCUGCAUAACGUGCGGCAUGCCACAUGGCUCUCUCCCUCAGCUGCAGGUUCAUCUCAUCAGUCUACACGACCAGUAUGAGUUUCGGCCACAGUCCCGUGCGAAAGGUGCCGAGUUUGAGGUAGCGCACCGCUACGAGACCUACACGUUUGGACCGGAGCCAUUCGCGCUCAGGAGGCCUACGAAAGCAUUCGAUCUAGAUCAGUUCGCAGAAGGCAACAUAUCUUUUUUAACGGCACGUUUUGGUACCGAAGACCAGAAUACACCAGGACCCCAACCACCGGGUCGCGGCAGCAAACCGCCCGCCAAACCCGCGCAGACACGCUCGAAAGUGCUUUUGCCGGAUAUUGGACAGACACUCUACGACCCCAUCACCAGGGCUACAUUACAACCAGGCACCGAAUACCAGAAGCCACUUGCUAGCGACAAUUGGCUCAUUCAGUGGCAUCGUGAUGCUCUAGCGGACUUCUCCGAUGUCCCACCAGACGAAAGAGAAUACAUGCAGGAAUGGGACAAGUUCAUGCUCACCAAGCGCCUCUCGUCCAGUAUAUACUUCCCCGCGGCGUGGUUGAGCUUCGUGAGGGUCAAAUCAGACUGGCUCCUCUCUUCGCCCUCUCGCAUGACCGAGUUUGGCAAACACUUCACAUACCUGUUGGCGAGAAGCAGUCUUGACCACGGUACCGUAGUCGAGGCCCUCGACCACAUUGCAACCCGUAAGACGAAGCUCGGCAUCAAGAACGGCGAGUAUCCGACGUUGGUUCCCAAGGGAUCACCUCAGGGGCCUCACAUCCGCAAGAGCGCCGGUGGCUGCUUGGUGUGUGGGCUGACCGUUCUGGGACCGAGGCUUCUCCUGUGUACCAACCUGGAAUGCUCAAAACGGCUCUAUCACUCGGACUGCAUCAGCGAGAACGCAAAGAUGAGCGUCGAAGACCCGGACUGGGUCUGCAAUGAGUGCUUUGACAGGCAAGCGGCAGAGCAGACGUAA